AGUAAUGUAAUCACUGGGCAAGAAUCUAAUAUACCGGAUGAGUCGGUUUCGAUGUACGUCUUUAGAUAUUGCGCUACGGGAUCGCUAAAGAGCGGGGGCGGGGAGCGGCGCUAUCUAGAGCUCGAGAGCUCGAGAGUGAUCCGUUGCAUGCCACGCGCGGAUUCAGUAUCGGACGUUUGCAUGUGGCAUGUGCAUGAUGUGGUGACCACAUCCUGGUGAUUUCUUCCAAUUCUGGCUAGUGUCUACGACAGAUUCGAAAUUCUUUCCUGAAGUUUAUGUAUGGUCGAGGCCAUACAGCUACAGAUACUGAAGAUUAAUGACUAAGUGGACAUUAUAAUCAAACGAGCUUUGCCAGCUACGCCAAAGACAAAGUGAUAAAGGCCAAGGUGGAGGCGUCUGUUGAGUUUUCCUGCGCUGCUCAUAUGAAGACAGUCGGUCGACUUGUAAUCCAUAUCAUCGCGACAUCACCACACCAGACAAAUGGUACAUGUAGCAUUACAAUCCGAUAAUGAAUCUACCUGUGCCUGGCUAUGACUAACCAUUCACUAUGAAACCAAGCUUAGAUGCUCAUUGCGGUCUGAUUGAGUACCAGGAGGAAGAAGGAUAUAACUAGAACUACCAUUUUACCAUACGAUCUUCAACAAUGGCAGCUGAUUUUAUAGCUGGUACUUUAGGAGGCGUGGCAGGUGUUCUUGUUGGGCAUCCAUUCGACACUGUCAAGGUUCGUCUGCAGACACAGAGCAGCACUGCACCCAAGUACUCAGGUGCCUUCAAUUGCUGUAUCAAGAUAGUUCAACAGGAAUCAGUGUUUGGUCUGUUCAAGGGUAUGGCCUCUCCACUUGUAGGACUCACAUUCAUUAACGCACUAUUGUUUGGUGUGCAGGGUAACAUGCAACGGCAGUUUGAUAAACCUUCCCUCCACAGCCACUUCAUAUCCGGAAGUGUCGCUGGAUUUGUGCAAUCCUUUAUAUCUGGUCCAAUGGAACUCGCCAAAAUAAAGGUCCAGAUACAAGGCAAGGAAAGAAAGGGAAAGUACCAUGGAUCAAUCGAUGCCCUUCGGCAGAUCUACAGGAUGGAAGGUGUGCGAGGAUGCUACCGUGGUCUCAUGUUGACCAUAGCAAGAGACACACCUGGUUUAGGGAUUUAUUUCAUGUCCUAUGAGCUGUACUGCAGUGAACUAGCCAAGUUAGAUGCUGAUGGUCAGAUAGGAAUCACAGGAUUGCUGGUCGCUGGGGGUUUAAGCGGAAUGAGCUCAUGGAUUCUCACAUACAGCUUUGAUGUGUUUAAGACUAGGCUUCAAGCGGACGGGUUAGACGGGAAGAACAAGUACAAAGGUAGCAUUGAUGUCAUACGGAAGAGUAUCCGCAAGGAAGGAAUACGAGUAAUUAACAAGGGACUUGGUACAACGCUCCUGAGGGCAUUCCCUACCAAUGCUGCAAUAUUCACCUGCGCAACAUUAUCCCUUGAACUAAUGGGGCAGACAAAUAAUAGUAAUGGAAGACAAGGUUGAUGAUGGGAAUGUAUGUAGGGAAUAGAAAAGAGGUAUAUUUAUUGCUAAUAUUUGUUUAAAUCCACUGUUGUAUGGUUUACUUAUUAUUGAAUGUCUGAUAUUUGUCACCUUGAUCAUAGUAUGUGUACUUGAAUUGCACAAAGAAUAUACGCUACUCUAAAUGAUCAAGAUGAUUAUUGUAUGCCACUGUUACAUGUAGCAUGAUGUUCAAAUGGUAAUCAGUUAAUCCAUCCACAUAAUCAUUGUAGUAAGGUCUGGUGCACAAUGACAUGUUGUUUCCUCAUGCUAGGUACCUGGUACUAAAUGUUUGUACUGAGCAAUACAGGGGUGGCAUAUUAUUUGCAUUCUGGAAUUAGAUUAUUCAAACACUCACACACUACAGAAAUACAGAGAUUGCUGAUGGAGUGUGUUUGUAGAGGUACCAUUGAAUCAGGGCAGAAAUCCUUUAUAUUGAUUAAUAAUAGUGUAAACUUAUAGUGCGCACACACUGUCCAGGGACGCUCAUGACGCUAGCUCAGUAACAGUUCUCUAUUUAAUACAACUUAUACAAGUAAAGCAAAUAAUUAUUUAAUAAUAAAGUUAUUACCAGGGUUUGUAUGUAUUCUUGACAAAGUGGUCCAUUAUACCUUUACUAAAUGUUUACUUGAGUUUCUUUCAACAGUCCAAUUUCAUAUGAAUGUAUUCAAAGGAAUUAUUUUAUGCUUCUGUGCAAUUACUUAUCGAGGAGCGAGAGAAUCCAUUCAGCACAUGUUAAUAAUAUAUUGGUACUUUUAUUCUUCAACAGUCAUAUUGUUUGCUUUAUUGCUAAUUGGUUUGGGAAUCUUUAGAUACGGUACACAAAACAAGAAUAUUUCAAUAAUGACCCUCGUCCAAAGUACAGUGUACAUUUUACAUGUACCUGGUACAUGGAACGAUUGUGGAAUUCUACAUGACAAACACCAUCCUUUGGUCUAAACAGCAUUUGUCCUGGAAGCAUGCAUGAAACUGAGAUACAUAAUGAGGAUAUUUUUUUCCUUUAGUCUUGAAUAAUGAAAAGAAAUUGUAAAAAGAGUUACCUACAUGUAAUGAAAUUUCAUUACUGAGUCAAAUUGUCUAUUUUUUACUUGACAUUUAAGGAUUGAAAGUAGAUUUUUUUUUUUUUUUUUUUGAAAUUUAAAUAUGACAGUCAAUUGGGUGUAUUUGAAUAGUGCCUAUUUAAGAAUAUGAAGACAAUCAUGUGGAACUUCCUGAAUUGUAUCAUGUAGCUGGUAGCAUUCAAUUGGGAAUGAACCAGUGAAAGCUGGUGAAUAUCAUAAAUCUAUGUAAUUUUUUUUUGCUUGUUCACAUUUGGCCACAAUUGUAGUUUUAAUUUAGUUGAAAUUAAUAUAUUUCUUAUAUCAAUAAGAUAUUGAAUUAAGAUUUUCAGGGUGCGAACGUAUUGCAUGUAGUUACAUUUGUUUAGCUUUUUUUCUUGAGCAAAUCAUCAGUUUCCAUCAGAAUUUACUGUACUUAAAGGAAACCUCACCCCAUGAAAUAACUGUAGUUGUUCUGAGAGAUUUAUUAUAUUCCUGCCCACUAAUCUACAAGAUUCCCCACCAAAGUGUAUGAGAGAGGCAUAAAGCAAGAAUAAUGUACAGUUUCUCAGCACUACAUGUGCAUCGCUAUUUUCUUGAUAACGUGACGUACUAUGUAAAGUUGUUUAUCAAGUAAAUGUAUUCAAAUUUAUGGAUGCUUCCUUCCCAGGUGUGUGAUAAUGAAGCAUUGCAUUCACCUGCUGUUAUCUUUUGUACUACAAUUGCCAGAAUGCAAAUUGCGAAUAAGUUUGUGCUCUUCUGGGAUGAACAUUUCUCAUAAAUGAAAAAGACUUGUCAAAUGCUAUGUUUUAGUAUGUUUAAGUGAAUUAGUUAAUAUAUGCUUUUCACCAAAUAUAAUUUCCAUCUUCUCAGCUAUGAUUUUCCCUCUUUGAAAAGUAAAGGUUUUGACAUUUAAAAAGUCUUUCCAACUAAAGCUUGAUGCACAAUACAUGUACAGUGUACAACUUCAACUGGUACAUCGCAUUUUUAAGAAAACGGCUGUGCCCAUGUUGUGCAAAAAUGCAUCACAUCAUGCCAAAAAUAUCUUCAUUAUAUGUACAUUUUCAUAAGGAUUUGUUUAUAUCAAAGGGCAUGAAUGUAUCUCAUUUUCGGAAAACCUACACUUAUUCUUCGGGGUGAGGUUUCCUUUGAUAUCCUCAAAGGUGUAAAAUGCAUUGUAUAAAGUAUUUGGUUGUGUGCAUUGUAAAUGUUCAUUUUUGCAUUACAUGCUCAUUUUCUUUCUAAAUGAGAGAUAAAUAUAUUUUGUGAAGACUUGAUAAAAUCUUUAUUUGUUUGCAUAAAAUUAUUGUAAUGCUGCUAUUCCAGAAUGUGAAGGAAAGUUUUUUCAGGAAUAUCAAACAUGGGCAUUAGACAAGUGAUACAUUACUUAUAAUUGUUUCUAUUCUUAUUUCCUAGUUUAUGGUAGAGGUAAGAAUAGUGGUAACAAACUAUUCAUGUUACUUGUAAAUAAAGGGAGUAAAAUUUAUUUACAGGACUUUCUUGUUAUUGUGUGAAUGAAGAGUUUGUUGCAACAAGAGCAGUGUUCCCCACGUCCUCUUUUUAAGGGGGGGGGGGUGGUAUUUGAAACAUUAUGGUAGGCAGGUAAAACAAAACCAAAUCAGUAAGUACCAAAAGGACUCAUUCCUCAUCAGAUAUUUUUUCUCCCUUUAGAAGAUUAACAUCUCAUAUGAAGUAUAAACAUGUACAUGUGCAGCAAGGACAACAAUUUGUGUGGAGUAGUAUAUUCCAUGAAGUAACUAGUUUCUUAUUCAGUUGCUUUGUUUAGUAUUCAAUAUUUCAAAUGUAGUGCCUUUAAAACAAUCAUCAUGUGCUUCUCGGUUCUUUCAGCUUGUUGCAGUUGUCUGGAAUGUUGGGGUUUUUAUUUUAUCUCAUUCUGAAAUGCAAUUAUUGAUUGGUACAUUGUAUAUGCCAUGGUUGGUGGAAGUGCAUUAUUCCAUUUGAAUCCUUAAAGGCAACCAAAUGGUAUAUUUUGGGAUUGCUGAAAUAUAAAUCUACAUGAAUAGAACAAAAUUUACUUCAGAAUUUUUAAUAGUGAUUAGUUUAAAUUAUAUGUAGUAUUAUUUCGCAAUUGGCUAGAAAUGACUUGCAUGUAUUUGAAGUUUUCUUUGUUGUUGAAUUUAUGUAGUCAAGGAUAUGAAAUUCGUAUUGUUCUAUUUGUUAAUGUAAGACAAAAUCUAGAGGGGAAUUGAAUGAAAGAUUAUUGAGUUGCAAUAAGUUGAUUGAUACCUGUCUUUUGUAUUAGUGAAGGAGAAAUUAAUAUCAAGGUACUUGUAGAAAGAAAUCGAGAUGCUGUAUUGAAUUUUGAGUUUUAUGAUAUAUCACUGAAAUGACUUGGAAGAACCCAUUGGUUGCCAGAUUGAAAAGAAAGGAAACAGAGAGUCGGAUGCAUAUUACAUUAAAUCUUUUAUUUCUUAGUGGAUGAAAUGUUGAGGUUAUUUGCCGUCAGCAUUUUCCAGUAUUUAUGAAAACUGGUUCCUUGCCUUGAUGAGCCUUCUUAAACAACUCUAAACUAUCUAAUGCAGUUCAUUAUUGGAAGUCUGAAUUUUAAAAUAAAACAAAUUAACGUCAGAUGUUGUGAGAAAGCAGUAGUAUAACAACAUUUAUGUAGAAAGCAAACAUAUGUAUGAGCCGCAGCUGGAUAGAAGUGAAAUAUUAUCCUGUAAAUUGCAGAGAGAAUAUCAUGGUUUAUAUUACUAAUUCCUGUAUUAAACAUACGUUGACAUGUGGUGUAGCUAAGUAUUCUAUUGGUAUUCUUAGAUGGAGUUUAGUGAUGAUAUUUAUAUUUUUCUUUCCAUUUGUAUUCAAAAUUGUUAUUUGUUGUAAAAGAAAUCACAAUAAGAGAUUACUGAAUUAAUGUGGUCUUGAUAUGGAAUGCUAUGUAAAAGCAAUUAAUAUUUUUUUUCUUCAAAUGGUUUAGGCUGACUAAUUAAUGAUACGGCAGUAACAAAGAAUGAAAAAUAGGUACCGGUAUUUGUUCAAUGUAAUCUGCAUUUAGUUACUGAAUUUCAAUGCAUUCAUUUUCUUCCUCCUUUCUGACAGUAGACCAUGUAAUGCAUGCUAUUUUGUAUUAUAACAGUUGGCCGUUUGUAAGCAAGCAUGUAUGAUGUAUAAAUAGCACCAGUGCUAUGAAAUCUGCAUGCAUAUCACGGAAAGAACUACAUGUAUACAGAAGUGAAAUUGAGUGUACUGAAGUCUCAAAAUGAGCAACAUUUUAACCUCUGAAAUAAUGUUCUUAAAAUGUAAGUGCUUGUCUGAUAUAUAUUAUGCUCAUAGCAUAUCAUGUCUUCCUAUUUUCGAGCCUUUCAGGUUGAAUAAUAAAAUCCGAAAGUGCCAGUAC
Strongylocentrotus purpuratus (purple sea urchin) is the source of this 5920-nucleotide messenger RNA. It is a transcript of the gene slc25a29, whose product is annotated as mitochondrial basic amino acids transporter. The record is from RefSeq and is a predicted model, not a curated record. Gene Ontology annotation, cellular component: mitochondrion. Bases 644 to 1510 code for a protein of 288 amino acids. The transcript is spliced from 5 exons. Lineage: Eukaryota; Metazoa; Echinodermata; Echinoidea; Camarodonta; Strongylocentrotidae. Gene Ontology annotation, biological process: mitochondrial L-ornithine transmembrane transport. Gene Ontology annotation, molecular function: high-affinity L-arginine transmembrane transporter activity.